Molecule: messenger RNA, 873 nt
Organism: Parastagonospora nodorum SN15
Lineage: Eukaryota; Fungi; Ascomycota; Dothideomycetes; Pleosporales; Phaeosphaeriaceae
Exons: 2
Coding region: 1-873 (290 amino acids)
Biological process (GO): tRNA methylation
Cellular component (GO): cytoplasm
Molecular function (GO): tRNA methyltransferase activity
Source: RefSeq, a predicted model, not a curated record
AUGUCCAAUCGCUUCGAGGCUCGCAAGCAGAACAUUCUGGAGCAACUUGAAACUCCGGAGAGUGAGUAUCAAGACUUGUCGCCAAAAGGAUCUAUAGAUGUACCCAUCCGGGAUCUGAUCAGCGAAAUCAACGCGCUCGACGGUCUUGUCACCACCAGUAGUUGUUCUGGAAGGAUAAGUGUAUUCCUCGAAGGGCGCAAAGCAAGCAGCGAUGAUGCACCCACGGAAGAGAGUGGAGAAUCUCGUGCUGGUCCAGGCGGCAAAGGCGGCGGAGGGGCGUGGCUGUUCAUUUCUCACGAUCCAGUAGAGGCACCGGACGCGAACACCUUAUCGACAUUCUCCUCUAGAUUUGGACUGGAAGCUGCAUCACUAGACGAGUCGAAAACGCUCGAAGUGAGCAGCAGGUAUGUCCACCUCAAGUUCGAGCCAAUGAUACUUCACAUUCUGACUGCAUCAACGGCUCAUGCUCAACGCGUACUCACAGCAGCCUUGAGUGCUGGCUUCAGAGAAAGCGGUGCAGUCAGCUUGAGCGCUACCAGAACUGGAGAAUCCACUCCCAUCGUAGCAGUCCGCUCAACAGGCUACUCGUUUGAUUCUAUCGUUGGCUACCACGAUGAAAGCAGCCGCAACAUCCUCCUCGUAGAUGAAAAGCAUCUUGCAACUCUGAUCGGUAUAGCCAAUGAUCGCUUCAGAAUCAACACCGAGCGCAUUGCACGUUUCCAGAACGCCCUCAUGCAUGCUUUCAGACCUUCAGAUUCAGGUACUGGUGGAUCAAGCAAGCCAGACUGGGAAGACGCAGAGGUACGAAGGCGGCGGAAAAGAGAAGAAGGUCUUGCAAGACAACAAGCAUUACAGAAUAAUGGCUCGACAUGA